AUUUUAAAGCUCUCUCAAGUGUUGCUUAUAUCUACGGCCUCCACUGUGAAAUUGUGGUUGGCAUCCGUUUUAAUUCGGCUAACAUAACGUUAUUUAAAAUAUCAAAUAUAAAGACAUAGACUAACGUUGCUAGAUCUAAUAGGUCGUUUUCUGAAAACGUCCAGACACUACAAUUGACGAGUAACGUUACAGAACUGUCCUAAAUGGCUCAGCGACAUUAAGACUUCAUGACACUUCAGGUGGCUAAAAUGGAGUCCUGUGAUGAUGGAGGGCCACUCAAUGUAGGGGGUUCAGUGGGAGAGGAGAACUAUUUCCUGGGAUACACUUUCACUGAUCGCUCGCACUCCAGUCGGGUCGUAAAGAGCAUCAUGGACCUGUGUCUGGAGGAUGGGCUUUUUGCUGAUGUAACUGUCAUGGUUGAUGGAAAGGAGUUUCAGCUGCACAGGUUGGUGCUGUCAGCCCAGAGUUGUUUCUUUCGCUCUAUGUUUACCUCCAACCUGAAGGAGGCGCAUAACCGAAGUAUUGAACUUAAGGAUGUAAGUGCCCCAGUAUUUCAGUUGCUGGUGGACUACAUUUACCACGGCACUAUCAAGCUGCGGGUUGAGGACUUGCAGGACACCUACGAAUUGGCUGACAUGUACCAGCUGACUGCCCUCUUUGAGGAAUGUUCCCGCUUUCUCUCACGCACCGUGGAGGUCAAGAACUGUUUACAGGUGAUGUGGUUGGCAGACAGGCACAGUGACCAGGAGCUCUACACAGCUGCCAAGCAUUGCGCCAAAAUCCAUCUGGUGCAGUUGCACCAGACAGAGGAGUUUCUUAACCUGCCCCUCCGUCUGUUGAUGGACAUCAUUAAAGAUGGUGUUCCGAGCUCUCAGAAUCCUACUGUGGCCAUUGAUUCCUGGAUAAACCACAAUAAAGUGGAGCGGCAGGAGUUUCUGACUAUUCUCCAGGAUAGCCUGAAGGAGAUCGGCGAGAACGUGCACAUCUACCUGAUCGGGAAGGAGGAGACGCGCACGCACUCGCUGGCCGUGUCGCUGCACUGCGACGAGGACGACGCCAUCAGCGUGAGCGGCCAGAACAGCCUGUGCCACCAGAUCACGGCGGCCUGCAAGCACGGCGGCGACCUGUACGUGGUGGGCGGCUCCAUCCCGCGCCGCAUGUGGAAGUGCAACAUGCACACCAUGGACUGGGACCGCUGCGCCCCGCUGCCCCGCGACCGCCUGCAGCACACGCUGGUCUCCGUGCCCACCGAGGACGCCAUCUACUCGCUGGGCGGCAAGACCCUGCAGGACACGCUGUCCAACGCCGUCAUCUACUACGGCGUGCAGGGCAACGUGUGGACCGAGACCAGCCAGCUGGACACGGCCGUGUCCGGGGCCGCCGGGGUCAACCUGGACGGCACCAUCUACCUGCUGGGCGGGGAGGAGAACGACAUGGACUUCUUCACCAAGCCCUCGCGCAUCAUCCAGUGCUUCGACACGGCCGCCCAGAAGUGCCACACCAAGCCCUACAUGCUGCCCUUCGCCGGCUGCAUGCACGCCACCGCCCACAAGGACCUGAUCUUCGUGGUGGCCGAGGGCGACUCGCUGGUCUGCUACAACCCGCUGCUGGACAGCUUCACCCGGCUGCGCUUCCCCGAGGUGUGGAGCUGCGUGCCGUCCCUCUGGAAGGUGGCCAGCUGCAACGGGUGCAUCUACGUCUUCCGGGACAAGUGCAAAAAGGGUGACGCCAACACGCUCAAGUUCAACCCCGCCACCUCCGUGGUCUCUGUCAUCAAGGGCCUCAAGAUUCUCCUCACAAACUGGCAGUUUGUCCUGGCUUGAUUGGUGGCCGAACGGCUUUUGAAGCGAAAGCAUUAUGUCAGCUCGAUGGCAUUGAGCUUGGGGCUUAUAGAGAGAACUUCUGAAGUUCACUAGCCAUUGUAACAAUCACAGUGCUUAGACUUUGGGAAACUGAAUAGAUUGUCUUGUUUAUUUAAUCAUUUCAUUCACAUUCAGUCUCUGUAGCCCUCAUGUUACUAUCCAGCUAUUUGGUACGCAGUGGACGUCAGCAUGUAGGAUUAAUAUAUCUUGCAACACAAGAUUUACCCCCCCCCCCCCCCCAUAUUCUGGUAAUUUCAUAUAAUUCAGGGUUGUUUUCAUAAUAUACUUGCAGAAAUAUUCGCUCGAGGGGCUCUCUGGAAUAACUGGUUCUUGUGCUGUCUUAGUGAAAGGAGUCCUGACUGGAGUCACUUUGAGAGACGGACUAUUUCUUUACCUAAGAAGAGAAGGUCUCAUUUGGCAGGGUAGCCUGUGCCUCAUCACAUAUGAAGCCUAGAAAUGAACUUGUUGAGAACUUACCAGUGUGGAUAGUGGAAGAAGAAAUUAUCUAGCCGCUCAUAAUUUUCACCAGUCAUUAUAGUAAGGAAUUUGUGGUACAGACCACUGAGUUAUGGACUGACUGGUAAUCUAUAUGUAUUGCGAACCUGGAAGUAGCAUGAAUAAUUCCACCUUAUCAACAUCAUGGCCUUUAUUAUUGCUAAUCCAAAAAUAUGAACUUGUCAUAUUUGAAAGGUAACAAAUAUUUUAUAUUAAAUAUUUAAAUAGCUUAAUAUUAUCAAAAUUAGACAAAUGGACAUAGAUUGGUAAGGUUGUUAAAGAAUAAUGUGGGAAAUUCAACAGGAUUGGUUAUGAAGAAUGACCUGUAGAAAAUCCAAUAGUUUUGAUAGCUGUACAAAAGAUAACAGUGGAUGUCUCGUUCAGAUAGCCUGUGAUGAACAUUUCUUGAGUGUUGUAAUGAGCUCCCUGAUACCACUGCUUUGGCUCUUGGUAAUUUCAACUGAAGUCCCUACAAGUCCCUACAUUUCUUUAAAUCUGUGGGUUUUGACAUCACGUUCAAAGUUACCAACUUCAGAGUUCUGAAUGACUUCCAUUCCCAGUGCAUUUAUUUGAGGUUCUAUGGUGUACCUUUGUAUAUACGUGUGUGUGUGUGUGUGUGUGUGUGUGUGUGUGUGUGUGUGAGAGAGUGUAAGCGCACGUGUGUUUGCUUAUAUAAAUAGUUUUUAUUUUUUCAGAAAAAAAUCACGAUUGCUGGUUUCACAUGGAUUCAGAAUCAGGCCAUUUUCAUUUGCACACAACAGUUUCCAUUUAGUGCUCAGACAUCAAUGUCAUGUGUCAAUGUUUUGAAUGUCAGUGAACAUACGGACUGCAUUCAGCACAUUAUAGUAAAAAUAAUUUCUACUGUUAAUCAGAUGAUAAUAAAUAAUCAAAAACCA
Molecule: messenger RNA, 3253 nt
Organism: Anguilla rostrata (American eel)
Lineage: Eukaryota; Metazoa; Chordata; Actinopteri; Anguilliformes; Anguillidae
Gene: kbtbd4
Product: kelch repeat and BTB (POZ) domain containing 4
Exons: 6
Coding region: 228-1823 (531 amino acids)
Molecular function (GO): protein binding
Source: RefSeq, a predicted model, not a curated record